UUAAAUGUCUUUUAUCUAUUAAUCCUACAACCUCAUAUUUAUUAUUUUGGUUGCAUAAUUUAGAGAAGGUCAAAUCUCUAUGCAUUCUAUAUGAGAGUUUAUUUUUUACAUUUAAGUCAUUAAUAGGAUCACAUGGAAACCGGAAACGGUCUUCAAAAUAUUGAAAAAUUAGGAGAUACAAUUAUAACAAGUCGUAAAUGCGCCAUUUUAUUAGAUAAAAAACGGAAUAAAUGCCGAGAAGCUCUUACGGCUAUAAAGCAUAACGAAAAAGAUCAUUGGAUGAAUUUUGGAAAUGUAUUCAUAAAAAUGGCAGCUGAAAAUAUAAGAAGUAGCAUUAAACAAGAGCAAACAAACACUGAUCAACGCAUAAACGAACUCUACGAAAGCAUAUCUGUAAAUACAAAUUUAUUACAAAAAUGCACUGAAGAAAAUAUUCAAUCAAUACAAAAUACAAUAAAAUUAGGCUAAAUAUUUUUUUUAUAAAUUUGGCUAUAUAAAAAUAUAAUAAAAAUUGAAAUAAAAAAUGCAAUAAUA
Messenger RNA from Gordionus sp. m RMFG-2023, 534 nucleotides. RefSeq lists its product as uncharacterized. Bases 133 to 468 code for a protein of 111 amino acids. The record is from RefSeq and is a predicted model, not a curated record. NCBI's taxonomy places the organism in Eukaryota, Metazoa, Nematomorpha, Gordioida, Chordodea, Parachordodidae. The transcript is spliced from 4 exons.